Molecule: messenger RNA, 255 nt
Organism: Tetrahymena thermophila SB210
Lineage: Eukaryota; Ciliophora; Oligohymenophorea; Hymenostomatida; Tetrahymenidae
Exons: 2
Source: RefSeq, a predicted model, not a curated record
AUGUUAAAAAUAAGUUGGACUUAGGUAUUAUUUUCAAAAAUCCCAAAUUUAAAAACCCUUUACUAAGCGUGUUAAACACAUUUUAUAACAGCGGAGAGCCUUAUUUGCUUAAUCUUUACAAAUAAAAUUCCUAUUUCAUAUCGAGUUGGCACCAAAAAAGUACUUAUGAUUUAAGCUAAUUAGAUAGAUUAUCAGCAGAUUAAAUAAGGAAUUCAAGUUAUAUUGACUUUAUAUGGAAAGCUAAUUUGUAAUUGA